Desarmillaria tabescens is the source of this 1502-nucleotide messenger RNA. RefSeq lists its product as uncharacterized. The transcript is spliced from 2 exons. The record is from RefSeq and is a predicted model, not a curated record. Bases 14 to 1228 code for a protein of 404 amino acids. Lineage: Eukaryota; Fungi; Basidiomycota; Agaricomycetes; Agaricales; Physalacriaceae.
CUCCCAUUCUUCGAUGAGUCCCCAAAUACAUUUAUCACUUCUAGGUAAAAACGGAAUGGCCACUCUUUUUCCUCAAGAGCUAAUCGACACAAUUAUCGAUAACUUGGCGGAUGAUCAUGCUGCGCUCAAAUGCAUGUCUCUUACCAGUCGGGCUUUCUACCCUCGAACACGUAUCCACUUGUUCAGAAAAGUCGAACUGGACGGAGACAAGCAUGCUGAGAGAUUUGUCGCACUAUGUCGCGACUUUCCGCAUAUCCCCCCCUUGGUUGUGUCCCUCUCUGCUUCUUCCUGUUGGUCCAAAUCAGAGGACCAGUUGACGCCGUUCCCAAUUUUGCCUUCUUUAAGGAAUAUAACAGUUCAAGAAUUCUGGGAGGAUGGUAUCAAAGCGCCAUUGACGCUAUCACAUAACCAAUCCUAUAUCUCAGCCACGUUCUUGUGGGUAGAAGGGUUCCCCAAAAUUCUGGAAAUGAUUGGAGGAUCUCCAGAGCUUCAGCACUUGGCGCUUUUAUCCGUUACCACAAAUCCAGAAAAUCUCCCCGCUCAAUACGCAGACUUCCAGAAAUACAUCCUCUUCGAAGGGCAUUCUUUGCGUCCCGAAAGCUUCGCCAUCGAAUUCCCCUUUGAAGAAUUAUAUGAUAUUCUGCUAUCUCCACAGAGUGUUAUCUCUUUCGAACGCCUUCGCGAUUUUGCGAUAUCUAUCAUGAAUGAAGACGACUUGGAUUUCGCUGUCACGGUCGUCAAAGCGACAGUCAACACGUUGCAAAAUUUGAGGAUCCAGAUCAACUGGAACAGGAAGGUUCCCAUUUGGCCGUAUGGCUUUAUGCUAUCGCACAUCCAUACCAUUGAUAUAAUCGCAUUCUGUCCUGGUCUAGCGCACAAAGGUUCCCAAGAUGACCUAGACUGCUGGAUGAUGGACUGCCUCACUACGAAAACCAACCUACUAGAGAAAGCUACAAUUCGCUUUUCGACUCCAAAUUUGGGCAUGGAACCUCCCAGCCUCUCAGACUGGGAUAAUGUCCUAACGGGAGAGCUUAUGCCAUCGUUUCGCCUGCUCAAUGUUCAAGUGAUUCAUGGGCACGAUGUCCUCGAUCCCUCUGUGGAGGGAAUAUUUAGGACGAAGGUUGAAGCCCAAUUUCCCGUCUUACAAAGUCAUGGUCGACUGAACAUCGAGUUCAAGGUUGAUUGUGGACUCUCUUUGUUAGACAUGCUCGCUGUGAAUCCGUAUUAGAGAUGCCACGAGACAUGCUGACGUGUCCUUCCUUGGCCUUUCCUUCUUCCUCUCAUGUCUACAUACUGCUUUUCCCUUCCCUCUCUUAAUUUCUCUUCCCUACGCAACACUUUGGGCAUCAAUGCUCAAAUGAUGUCAAGUUCAUGUUCUCAAUGCGGACGAUGACACGUCGAUCAAGGCACUGACUCACGUUCAUGAGGGGUGGCUCUCAACGACGACUGAGCUACACUGAACGAGGGAUCGUUAGGAUUGGUCUAGGUCGCGGUGUCGUUUU